AUGGCAGACUCGCCCAUUAUCUUCAAACGGACAAAAGGAAGGCCAGGACAGAGAACAAGGGACGUAUCUCCAGAAAGGGGACAAAAUGCUCCAGCAGCUGAACAAGGGGGCGGGGAAUCACCUAUAACAUUAGCAUCCAAGCUCAAGAGCAAAGCCAAGCGGACGAAACUCAAGUCAAAACUCAGUUUUGGAGAGGAAGAUGAGGAAGAGAGUGGGGACGCAUUUCAGAUCAAAAAAUCUAAUCUCAGUCGAAAGUUAACCCUCGGUCAACAUCCUGCACAAGCUCUCCCGGCGACACUUGAUCAAGCAACAAUAUCCACUAGAGUAAACGGGGCACCAGUGUAUGACCAGGCUUAUUUGUCCGAGCUUAAAGCUAGCACGCCAAGUAAUAGACCCCCCCAAUCUGCUGAUGAGUCCUAUAAUAUCGAUGCAUCAAUGGAAGUAGAGACCCUUUCAAUUGACACCCGAGAUAUACAUGGUGACAGUGACAAUGUGAUUCCCUCUGAAUCUUCAAUAAUAGCGGCCAAACAAAAGCGCGACCGCUUGCGUGCUGUAGGUCCGGAGUCUGACUACAUCUCGUUAUCAGUCACAAAGCGCGAUGAUCUGCCGCAAGGUCCUCAUCCUGAAAGCCGGUUAAUGCGGGAAGAGGACGAGUUGGGUGAAGGUGAAGACGAGUAUGCUGUAUACACCGGUGCACAAGAGAGAAUUGCACUUGGAAAAAAGCAAAAAAAAAAGGAGGCUUCAAAUCGAAGAGGCGCGAUGGUAGAGAUGAUAGCCGACGCAGAAGAGGAAGAUGAAGAAACUAUGGAGUGGGAACAGGAACAGCUGCGAAGAGGUGGUCAUACCGCGGCAGAUUUCAUGGCAAAGGCUCCAGAGAAGCAAGUAUACAAGGCUGCACCAAUACCACCCUCAACUGCCAUACCUGCCCUCGGACCCGCGGUGGAUCGUCUUGCUCAGUCCCUGGCAGCAUUGACUACAUCCCAUGCCAAGAACACUGGCACGAUGUCGUCAUUGGCAGACGAACUUGAUCAGCUGAGUUCUCGAGAGACAGAAUUGAGGACAAUGAUUAAUACGGCUGAAGACAAGAGGAGCUGGUUUGUUGCGUUCAAAGAACGAAUAGAGAGCAUUGCCACGUUUCUCGAUGAAAAAUUCCCCCAAUUGGAAAAACUUGAGGAUGAACAUGUCUCGAUCCUCGGGGAGCGAUGGGAUAUGUUUAGCCAGCGACGGCGUGCUGACGAUGAAGAUGAUCUAUCUUUUGUGUUCGGCAUUCUCCCUGUUCAGGUUCAGCCAGAGUCAGAUGAAACCGAUGAGCUCGGUCGUAUUGUACCUAGAUCUAAUCCCGCGGUGCUGAGGCGCGAGCGACAAGGCGCCCGUAUCUCUCGUCGUACUCGAAGACAGUCCAAGGCACCGCCUAGUCAAGUAAAACAAGAGGAAGAAGGAUAUUCAACUGAUUCGUCUCUGCCUCCGUCAGACUUUGAGGAUUAUAGAACUGCUAUGCAAAGAUUACUGACUGACGGCCAGAGUAUCCUGUCAGACGUUCGCGCCGACGAAUUCAAAGAUCCCAGAUUGGGACUAGCUAAGUGGUUUGGUGAAUGGCGCGGGCGUUUCGCCGAUAGCUAUACAGGUGCCUGGGGUGGCCUUGGUCUGGUAGGCGCUUGGGAGUUUUGGGUUCGUUUAGAAGUUCUUGGCUGGAAUCCUUUCGAGGUGUCGAAAAGCUUAGACGAGUUUACAUGGUACUCGUCCUUGUAUGACUACUCUCGGCCACACGAUAAAGACGACGAAGAGCCAGAAUUGGGUCCAGACGGUGAUUUGGUCUCAGCAAUGACCUCGACAGCUAUCGUGCCUCGCGUAUGUAAGUUGAUUGAAGGAGGUGCUUUCGAUCCGUAUUCGGAUAGAGAUACUCGGAGAAUAAUAGACCUUACUGAACAAGUGGAGGCUUCCAUUGGAGAAGAUAACCACAAGUUCCAGAUGAUUUUGAAAUCUGUAUAUACCGUCUUCGAGUCUGCCGUUAUCGCCACGGAAUCCCUAUUGGCUCCUUUUAUCGCGCAAAACAGGCCGGCUUUCGACCCCGAAGCAGUUCCUGCGCGUCAGCGCUUUUUGUCUCGUAGAAUCAAGCUUCUAGAGGCAAUUGUACGUUGGAGGAAGUAUACUCGGGAGAAAUUUGGUAUUGGUGAGUUAUGCGCAAAGCUAGUGAGGAAUUGUAUAUUGCCUGUUGCAGAGAGUGGCUGGCAGGUAGGAGGGGAAGAAAAAUAUCGCACUGGCUAUAUUGCCACACGAGUUUGUUCAUUCAGUAAAGUCUUAUUUGGUCUCCUGACCGCAGCACCACCAAUGUAUAAUUUGUUCACUCUUCUCAAACCUAUCUCGUAA
Messenger RNA from Serpula lacrymans var. lacrymans S7.9, 2367 nucleotides. RefSeq lists its product as uncharacterized. Gene Ontology annotation, cellular component: U2-type post-mRNA release spliceosomal complex; nucleus. Lineage: Eukaryota; Fungi; Basidiomycota; Agaricomycetes; Boletales; Serpulaceae. Gene Ontology annotation, molecular function: DNA binding. Gene Ontology annotation, biological process: mRNA splicing, via spliceosome; spliceosomal complex disassembly. The record is from RefSeq and is a predicted model, not a curated record. The transcript is spliced from 11 exons. Bases 1 to 2367 code for a protein of 788 amino acids.